Calypte anna (Anna's hummingbird) is the source of this 520-nucleotide messenger RNA. RefSeq names its product pro-melanin concentrating hormone (gene PMCH). The transcript is spliced from 3 exons. The record is from RefSeq and is a predicted model, not a curated record. NCBI's taxonomy places the organism in Eukaryota, Metazoa, Chordata, Aves, Apodiformes, Trochilidae. Gene Ontology annotation, molecular function: type 1 melanin-concentrating hormone receptor binding; melanin-concentrating hormone activity. Gene Ontology annotation, biological process: behavior; chemical synaptic transmission. Bases 1 to 489 code for a protein of 162 amino acids.
AUGUGUCCCUCAUCAUAUGUGUUCAUUCUCUCUCUCUCUCUCUUUUCUCAAGGUUUUCUACUCUCAGUUUCAAAAUCUCAGCAAAAGGUAGAUGGAGAUAUAUUGCUAACCACAUUAAAGCUACAAAAAAUUCUUCGAAAUGGAGACAGAACUGCAAACAGAGGAGCUGUGCCAUUGCUGAAGCAUUACAAGUCUGAAGACAGCAGUGUUUUGGAUGAAGAGGAUGACAGAAACGUGGACACAGGUUCCAGACACGACUUCUUAAAUCCUCUCAUGCCACUCAGCCUAGGUAGAAAGCAACAACCUUAUCUUGUAGUCAAGGGAGCCGUGACUUUUCCAGCUGAGACUGAAAUUCCGGGUAUUGAAUCAAUACAGGAAAGAGAGACUGCAGAUAAAGAAAAUUCAGCUAAAUUCCCCAUAGGAAGAAGGGAUUUUGACAUGCUCAGAUGUAUGCUGGGAAGAGUCUAUCGACCUUGUUGGCAAGUCUGAAAAUUAAUGAUCUACACCUUCUUCUUUGAAG